This is a messenger RNA of Lingula anatina, 1015 nucleotides long. RefSeq lists its product as uncharacterized. Gene Ontology annotation, molecular function: calcium ion binding. The record is from RefSeq and is a predicted model, not a curated record. NCBI's taxonomy places the organism in Eukaryota, Metazoa, Brachiopoda, Lingulata, Lingulida, Lingulidae.
UAAAAGCUCGUGUCCUAGGUAAAUAGGUCAGUUGACUUUGUUUUUGUGUCGUUCGAAAUUGGUGCGGGAUCCAAUAAGUACAGAAGCAUGAAGUUUUUGGUAUUCUUAGGACUUAUAGGGUUUGCUAUUUGCCAGGACAGGAUCGACCAGCUGUUUAGCUUGGCGGAUGCCAACAAGGACGGCUCCAUCCAAAAGGCCGAACUGGUGGCCGUGUUCCUUGCAUAUGAUGAGGACAGUGAUGGCAGGGUAACGGAGACUGAGUUUGUCGACAACUGGGUUGCCGGUACAGGGUCCUCCCAAGAAGCUGCGAAGGCACUCUUUGAUCUGACUGACGCCGCGGGUGCCGUCGCGGACGGCGCAAUUACGCGCGAUAACGUGGACGCGGUCUUUGUCGCUUUUGAUGCUGACGGAAGCGGCGAAGUUUCUCCGGCCGAGUUUAGAGCCAAAUGGACCGAGAUCACCGGGUCUCUCGCUGCUACCUCGACUCAAGUACAGGCGAGAAUACAGCAACUGUUCAAUUUGGUGGACAAAAACGGCAAUGGUAUCAUGUCUCAGGGCGAAUAUUUUCAACUCCUGACAGGGUUUGACGACAACAAGGACAAUGAGGUCACCCAGGCCGAGUUCUUGGCUCACUGGCCAGGUACAAAUGGUGCUCAGGUAUUUGCGGCUGCCGCUGCUGAGGACGGUAAAAUUACCCGCGAAGAUCUGCAACGUAUCUAUAAUCAGUAUGAUGGCAACGGCGACGGCAAAGUCACCCGAGAGGAAUUUGCUGCAGCCUGGUUAAAGAUCGUUAGAGAGAAUCCUGCCAUUCUUGGUUGAGUGAACUCAUUGUUGAGUGAACAUGAUUUGUAACAGUGCUGAAGAAGGAGAUAUGCAAAUUUCGUGCUUAUUUUUACUUCCCUUACAAAAUUACGGACUUAAGUGUGUACAAAGUGUUCUCCCAAUUUCUAAUUUUUUAUCUUGGGUUUCGUGAAAAUAAAAUGCAGAGGGAAAAUAAAGACCAAUUUGGAUUGCA